This is a messenger RNA of Hemicordylus capensis (graceful crag lizard), 2602 nucleotides long. It is a transcript of the gene ICA1, whose product is annotated as islet cell autoantigen 1. Gene Ontology annotation, cellular component: Golgi apparatus. The record is from RefSeq and is a predicted model, not a curated record. Lineage: Eukaryota; Metazoa; Chordata; Lepidosauria; Squamata; Cordylidae. The coding region runs from base 235 to 1788 and encodes 517 amino acids. Gene Ontology annotation, biological process: regulation of transport. The transcript has 15 exons. Gene Ontology annotation, molecular function: protein domain specific binding.
GCACCACCGAGCCCAGGAAAGCGAAGCCAGUCCGCUCGCUGGCGGCAGGGGAAAGCCUAGAAGCCCGGCGAGGAAAAGGAGGAGGCAAGGAUGGAGGUAGUAGCCCAGGCUCCGCCCCGCUCGGGGCCGUUCUCGUCCCAGGCAGCGGAAGCAUUGUGACGCUGGCGGCGCUGGAAUACCUGAGAGGCCGCGGCGGUGGCGGGCAAAGUGAGUGUUUGAAGAAAAUAAAGAAACAUGGACGGCCACAAAUACAGUUAUUCAAGGGAAUUUUAUGAUCGGUAUGCCCAAGGCCAAGAAAAGUCUGUGGUCAAUAAAAUGCAGCAGAAAUACUGGAAAACGAAACAAACUCUUAUCAAAGUCACAGGAAAGAAAGAGGAUGAGCAUGUGGUGGCCUCUGAUGCAGAUCUGGAUGCCAAGCUGGAGCUGUUCCAUUCAAUCCAGAGGACAUGUAUGGAUUUACUUAAAGCAAUUGAACUAUAUCAAAAAAGGAUUUGUUUUCUGUCUCAGGAAGAAAAUGAAUUAGGAAAAUUUCUCCGAUCCCAAGGUUCUCAGGAUAAAACUAGAGCAGGCAAAAUGAUGCAAGCUACAGGAAAGGCCCUCUGCUUUUCUUCUCAGCAAAGGUUGGCAUUGCGCACUCCAUUGUGCAGACUGUACCAAGAAGUGGAGACCUUUAGAUAUAGAGCUAUUUCGGAUACAUGGUUGACAGUCAACCGAAUGGAGCAGUGCCGGACUGAAUACAGAGGUGCUCUGUUGUGGAUGAAAGAUGUGUCUCAAGAGCUGGAUCCUGAUCUUUACAAACAGAUGGAGAAGUUUAGGAAGGUCCAAGCACAAGUCCGCCAUGCAAAACUAAACUUUGACAAGCUGAAAACUGAUGUCUGUCAGAAAGUGGAUCUUCUUGGAGCAAGCAGAUGCAAUCUUCUGUCUCACGUGCUGACAACGUACCAGACAACCCUUCUUCAUUUUUGGGAAAAAACAUCUCAUACCAUGGCAGCUAUUCAUGAAAGUUUCAAGGGCUAUCAGCCAUAUGAAUUCACUAUGUUGAAGAGUUUACAGGAACCUGUGAAUAAACUAACAGAAAGUGAAGAAAAGGAGGAUGGAUUUCAGCUAGAGAACACCAAAUCGGAUGAUCAGCAGAGUCAGUUGAUUUCAUUAGAUGAUGAAAGCCACACCAAGGAAUUGGCCAAUGCAGCAGAAGAUACGAAGGACAUACUGAGUACUUUGGGAGAGAACUUCAGCCAUCAAGAGAAUCCAGGAGCUAUAGAUGAUUUACUAGACUUGAAACCUGAGGAAAAUGCAGCGUCAAAGGACCUGCUUGCUAAUGCCUUGGAGCCUGAAGCGACUGAUAAGGAUGACAUGGUAUUGCUGAAUGAAAUUCUGAAUGCAUCUUCUUUGGAUGACGGCGAAUUCAGCAGGGAAUGGACAGCUGUCUUUGGAGAGGAUCCGCUUGCUGACCUAGCCACAAACUCUUCUGUAGGAGAAAUGGAGAGCAAUCAGCCACCAUCAUCAUCAGGCUUCCUUCCUUCUCAGCUUUUAGACCAAAACAUGAACGAUUUGCAGUCCUCCCUUCGAGGUUGGGCAGCCAGCAAUAUUAGCCCUUCGCCUGCACCACAGACAGCUCCGAAAUCCAGCAGCCUAAACAUGAACGUCAAUAAGACGCCUAUGAAAGAAGCUGCAAGUACGUCUAAAGAUCUGACGGCGUGGUUUAGCCUCUUUGCUGAUCUGGACCCCUUGUCUAACCCAGACGCUGUUGGGAAAACAGAUAAAGAACACGAAUUGCUCAAUGCAUGAGUUGGCUGCCUGUGGUAACUCUCCCCUCACCAUUCAUCAACACUGUUCUUGGGGCUUUAGAGCUAAAACAAGAUCAGUGUGCUGUUGUACAACUUCUCACAUCUGUGCCAUUCUAAUAAAAUCAAAGUCAUUGACCUUCCCCUUUCUAUAGGUAACAGUUAUUUUGCUCUUAUUUUGUAUAAAAGGUUUGCACCAAUUUUUUUUAAUUUUUUUUUUUCUAACGUGGAUGUACUGGACGAUGUUUUGGUUUAAAGGGGAUUGCUAACCAAAGGAGUGUACUUGCUGUAAUGUGCCACUUCAGAGUGUGUCACAGCUCAUGCAAAAGUGAAAGAUAAAUGACAGACCUAUUUUUUCUAUCUGUGUAAAUCGGAAAGCAAAAUUAUGUCACUGGAGACUGCAUGAAUCGAUUGUAUAGACAGGCGUAUGUUCCUAUACUGCUGCAAUGUUAACAUGUAAAGUAAAUUUCUAUUGUUAGUAUCUAUAGUGAUAAAUCUAUACUUUGGGGCUAGUCAUUAGGAAAUUAUAUAUGAGUAUCUAUGAAUGAGUAUCUCAUUCUCUGAUUUUAAAUUAUUAGGCAAACAGCAUUGCAUAAGUCCAGAUCUACUGCCUGGAUGAUGUCCUUCUUGCGUGUUAUUUUGUGCCAGCAGUUUCUGCAGUGAGAGGCCAAAUGGUAUGGACUUUGCCAACAUGUACAUGUACAGUAAUCAUGGUUUUCAUUCAAAGCACUUUUCAUCUGAGCUGGUUUCAUACACACAUGUUCUUAAGCUACUGUGACACUCUUCUUUAAUAAAGAUGGUUUUGACAAAUAUACAAA